Ricinus communis (castor bean) is the source of this 3219-nucleotide messenger RNA. RefSeq lists its product as uncharacterized. The transcript is spliced from 5 exons. Gene Ontology annotation, molecular function: mRNA binding. NCBI's taxonomy places the organism in Eukaryota, Viridiplantae, Streptophyta, Magnoliopsida, Malpighiales, Euphorbiaceae. Gene Ontology annotation, cellular component: cytoplasm. The record is from RefSeq and is a predicted model, not a curated record. The coding region runs from base 166 to 2757 and encodes 863 amino acids.
UUUUCCUCGCUGCCUGGGUGACCAAGACAAAAACAAAAAGGGUUUGAAGUUUAGGCUUUUUGAACUGUCUUUCUAAUUCACUUUCAAAUGCAAGAUUUUGCUUUCUUCUUCUGCUCCUUCUUCUUGUUCUUAUAGCUACACGCUCACACGCACACUCUCAGUAAAAUGGGGCACAAUCCAAUCACUAUACUUCUUAUGAAACGCAUCACUCAAGUCUCCAAAAACCCUAAAGCGGCAAUCUUUCACCAUCUAUUCCAUCACUCGCUUAAACCCUACUCUACCUCUUCCCCUUUACCAGACCCACCAAAACCCUCUUCUCUAUCUGCUCGCAUGAGCUUUGUUUUCGAUCAAAUUGAUGCUAUUGAACGUGAACGUGCCCAGAAAGAUGAAACUCUUCAAAGAAUUCGCGCUUGGCGCCAUUCUAAAAAUACUAUGCAACCUCAGCAACAGAACCCAGAAAUUAUUAGUACUCAGAAGCCAGAAAUAUUGAGUUCUCAAAACCAGAAUCAAGACUUUGAAUCUGGGUAUAUGGAUAGUGGUGACUCAAAUUUAAAUUUGUCAGAGGCUAAUGACUCUGUUGAGCUGUCAAAGAAGAAAAGUGAGGUGGAGGUGGUUCAUCCGUGGCCUGAGUGGAUUGAAUUGAUGGAAAGGUUAGUGCAGCAGAACUACUUUGAUCAUAGAAGGAAAGAUGAAGAUAAAAUGGUUCAAGAUUUGGGAUUUGAAGUACACGGAGUUGGUGAUGAUGUUGGAAUUGAUUUUAAGGAUUUGAAGACUCUGCAGGAUGCUUGUGUCAAUUUUGGAAAAGACCGGUUUGAUAUCUUUAGGUUGUUGUCGAGACAGGAUAUUCAGAUUUUGGUUGGUUAUGGAUGCCCAAGUGCAGAUAAUAAGGUUGUUUUCUCUGCAAAACUUUUGAGAAAGCAUGUCCACCUUGAUGAAGGUGAUGUUUGUAGUAACUGCAGUUUGAGAAGCUCUUGUGAAAGGGCGUAUCUGCUAACCAAUAAAGAGGACGAGGCCCGGACUAUUGAUAUCAUGAGGGUUCUUUUCACUUAUGGUUUUGAUCCUAUAAAUGGAUCGGUAGUCAACAAGUCUCUUUUGAAACAAAAAUCACUCAAGACUGUAGUCCGUAAAUUACUUCAUGAGGUUGUAAAGCUGAGUGCCGUUCCAAUAGAUCCCAAUCUCCCCCCUCCAGUAAUUAAAAAGCCCCCACCAAAGGUGAAGCAACCUCCUCCUACUCCAAAGAGACGAGUUGGACGUGAUGAUGUUGAGAUGAAAAAAGGGGAUUGGCUCUGUCCCAAGUGUGACUUCAUGAAUUUUGCCAAGAAUACAGUGUGCUUACAAUGUGACGCCAAGCGGCCGAAGAGACAAUUGCUUCCAGGAGAGUGGGAAUGCCCAGAGUGCAACUUCUUGAACUAUAGGAGGAAUAUGGCUUGUUUCCAUUGUGAUUGCAAGCGUCCACCUGAUGAAUUUAUUGAAAAUAAAAUGGAAGAUAGGCAGCAUGUUCAUAAACCAAGGUUGGAGAAGAGUGCCAACCGUGCAGAAGUUUCCAAUGCCUGGAAUUUCGACUUUGAUGACAAUGAAUCAGAUGGGGCAGAUGUUGCUGCUUUUGAGUAUGCAGAUCCAUCAGCAAUGGAAGAAGACUCUCCUUUACAUGCUCAAGCUCAAGGAGGAAACUUUAGAGGGCUUGAUGCUGAGCUUGACAGAGGCAGCAGAAUUUCAAGAGGUCAUGAAAGAGAAUAUUCUGAACCUAGUCAUAAUAGUCCUGGGGUGGGGUUUGAUGAUUUUGAUGAUGAAGAUGACAUUGACAGUUAUGAGCUGGAUACUGAAAACAAUAGUUCUGCUCGGAAUAGUUCUCGGAACAUUAUUUCUCAACAAGGGACCUCAGCAUUUGAAGAUGAUGAAGACUUUGAUGAUAACUUGCAUACUCAUCCAAGGAAAAAUCUUCCAUCAUACGUUAAGCCAUCUAAGUCUAUGCGUAAAAGGGCAACUUUCUCUGGUUCUCAGGAUGAUGAACUGGAAAUAGAUUCUGAUGAAGAACUUUCAGUUUACCCAAAAUGGAAAUCUAGUCAUGUUGCUGAUGCUAGACAUAAAAACAGAGGUAGAAGCCCAGCUGGUCCAUCAAGGAGACUAAGUUUUGGGUCAGAUGAAGAGAUUGAGCUUGAUUCUGAUGGAGAUGAGGACUUUGGCUCCGGCCAACGGAAAGGAAAUAAGCAGGGUUUAGGCAGAAGGAGCUAUCAGAGAAGUUCUGGUUUGAGAAAUGCUUCCUUUUCUGGUUCAGAAUCCGAGGAUGAUCAGCUAUAUUCUAGGGGAGAUAGGUCGGGAAGGAACAAAAUGGAAGCUGGUGGAAGACGUGACGAUUUCAGAGGUCAUGGUGAUCACGCGUUUGCAAGUGAUGGUAAGGGAAGACCGAAGGGUAAGAUGGGUGACAAAAGGAACUCCUGGAAUGAUGAUUUUAAGAGAUCAUCUCAUAGGUCCCAUGACAAAAAUAGAGGACUGGGUAAGAUGGGUGACAGAAGGAACUCCCGGAAUGAUAAUUUUGAUAGAUCAUCUCAUUGGUCCCAUGAUAAAAAUAGAGGAUUUGGAGGUAAUGAUCAUUCCGCAAGGAGGACGAACGACAGAGGAGGCAAUUUUAGAAACUUUAAGGGACCAAAACAAGAAGGCUUUCGGAAUCGGCAAGAAGGAAGGUCCCGUGAUUAUAACAUGGAUUCGGACAACAAUUUUGGUGAGAUCAGAAAUAGCCGACGAGUUAUUGAAAGGUAAACUUGGGCUGGUGAAUGAUUGACACCGUCAGACGUUCUUGGCAUAUUAUGAAGAUGACUGGCAUUUCAGCUCCCAGUUUCAUAUUAUCAAGUGACCGUAUGCAGUCUUUACUCGGGAAGCCCGUGAAGUAAAUACAAUCAUCUCCAAAGACUGUAACUAGCUUCUCCAGCCUGAUCACUAACAUGCCACUUCGUCGCUCAGUUCCAGUUCCGGGGUUGCCCACUGAAGAACUGGUAUAAGCCUGGUAUGACACAGGUUUUUGUCACCUACGAACUUUAUCAUAAUAUAGAAGUUUGUGCUGCUGCUGCUGAAACAAAUAAGAAAAUGAUUGGUAGUCGAUGAAAUUCAUGCAAACUAAAAUGCUUCUGCUUCUCUUUUCCUUUACAUUAGUAGUCAUAGUUUAGCAUUCACAGGUUACACCUCCAACAAUACCAAUAAUAAAUCUACUUCUUUCAAUUUUUA